This is a messenger RNA of Durio zibethinus, 720 nucleotides long. RefSeq lists its product as uncharacterized. The record is from RefSeq and is a predicted model, not a curated record. NCBI's taxonomy places the organism in Eukaryota, Viridiplantae, Streptophyta, Magnoliopsida, Malvales, Malvaceae.
UGCCUGAAUCCUAAAUCCUAAAGAAUGGCCCUGGAAGCUAUUCAGAAAACCUCUAGAACUACUAUUGAGCUUGAGCUAAUUUCAAGUCCACGGAUUUCUUUCUCUGCUGAUUUCCUUGAUGAAACCAACUUCAUUUCCAUCAAUCCACAUUCUCAAAAUGAAGAGAAAGAACCAGAGAAGGAGAAGGAGAUCAAGGGCAAAGGCAAGGCAAGAGCUGCAGAAUUUGAGUUCCUUUCAAGCAAUGAGAGCAGCCAUGCCAUGUUGACUGCGGAUGAGCUUUUCUUUGAAGGAAAGCUACUUCCCUUUUGGCAAAUGCAGCAUUCGGAGAAGCUCAACAAAAUCAGCCUUAAAACAAAAGAUGCUGUGAAAGAAGAAGAGGAAGAAAUGAUUAACAAGGAGGAGAGUAGGGUGAGUUGGUUAAUCGAUGAUGACCCAUCUCCAAGGCCACCAAAAUGUACUGUAUUGUGGAAAGAGCUGCUGAGGGUGAAGAAGCAACGCGCUUCUUCUUCAAGCUCACCGGAUGACAUAGCUACAGCAGAAGGAAAAGAAGAGUCGAGAAAUAGAGAUAGGCAUGUGAAGAGAACAAACAAAGGGCUGGAAAGAACAAGAUCAGCAAGCAUUAGAAUAAGGCCAAUUAUAAAUGUGCCUAUUUGUACGCAAUUGAAAAACAGUGCAUUGCCCCCUCUGUUUCCCCUUAAGAAAGGAAGACUAGAGAGGUGA